GUGACACUGUCGUGAAAGGAAGUGCUGUCGUCGUGUUUUUCGGCAUUGCCUGCCGCUUGUGUUCUCUGGGCGGCGAGCGGCUGAGGGAGUGAGGGGAGAAUGUUCGGGGGCGCCGAGGAGGAUGACGCAGACUUCCUGUCUCCGACAGGCGGAGCCAGGUUGGCCUCUCUUUUCGGACUGGAUAAAACAGUUGCAGGCACCGGAAAUGAAUUUUUCCAGUACACAGCACCCAAACAGCCUAAAAAGGGCCAACCAGCUACUGCUGCUGGUCCAGCAUCACAGAAGUCACCUACUCCCACACCCAUUUCAGGAGCACCGUCUGUCUUCAUUGCUACAGCUGUUCAUGCAUAUCGGUUUGCAAAUGGGCAAUACGUGAAACAAGGCAAAUACGGAGCAGCUGUAGUAGGGAGCCACUCGACCAAAGAGUACAGGAUCCUUCUUUAUAUCAAUCAGCAGCAGCAGGUCACAGCAGCCAGGAUCCAUUCAGGGUUUGUAUUCACGGUCCAACCCAACAACUACAGUACAUUUUAUGAUGAUCAGAGGCAAAAUUGGUCUGUCAUGUUUGAGUCAGAAAAGGCAGCCGUGGACUUCAGCAAGCAGCUGUGCAUUGCCAAAUAUAACAGUAAUCCUUCCUCUGAUUCGGUGUUGCAUCAAGAUCUGAUUGUUGGAGAAGGCCAAGGUGUGGAAAUAGGAGACUCCCUGGAGGUUGCUUUUACGGGCUGGCUGUUCCAGAACUGCGGACUAGGACAGGUAUUUGACUCAAAUGUUAACAAAGACAAGCUCCUGCGUCUGAAGCUGGGCUCUGGCAAAGUCAUAAAGGGCUGGGAAGAAGGGAUGAUUGGCAUGAAGAAAGGAGGAAGGCGCUUUCUCCUUGUUCCACCAGCACUGGCUUAUGGAUCGCAGGGAGUAGCCAGCCGCAUCCCUCCAGACUCGACCUUGGCCUUUGAGGUGGAAGUCAAGCGGGUGAGGCUUGUGAAGGACUUCGGCUCCAAUGGACAGAACCUAGGCCCAAGAGAUUCUCUUGUGCCUUCCCCUGGGCCACACCAGGAAAACCUCUGCACAGAUCCAGCAGGGUUGCUUCCCUCGACACUACCUCCAAAACCAGGGGAGCCUGCUGUGCGGGUGAAAUCCAACUCCAUCAGUGAACAGCUAGCGAACCCUGACGUAGCGAAAGCAAAGCUGAUUUCACGGAUGGCGAAGAUGGGGCAGCCCAUGUUGCCUUUCCUCGCAGGCACGGCUCCAGCUCAGCUUGACUCGAGCGAUUCGGAGAUGGAGGACCCAAAUUCCUUGCGAGGAGCAGCAGAACAGCCAGCGCCAUCCUCCCCCUUGAAGCCAUCGCCUCAGACGACCCUGCCGCAGAUGACGGCACACGUGCCUCAGCUCACUGUUUCGGGGCUGCAGAUGUCCUCUGGUGCCAUAAUGCCUGCAGCCCUUCAGUCACAUUCAGUUGUUCCCGGGACAGCCCAGGCUUUUCAGCCAUAUGCAGGGGUGACAUAUGCUUACCCACAAGCCACUCCUGCAACUUCUCAGCUCCAACCUGUUGGGCCAAUGUACCCCGCUCCUUUUCAAGUUGCUGCAGCUGGAGACAUUGGUUCAUUCCUGAUGACAGAGGCCAGGCAGCAAAACACAGAAAUCCGCCUAGCUGUCGGCAAAGUGGCCGAUAAAAUAGAUCACCUCGCAGACAAGGUGAAUGAGCUACAGAAGCAGAACUCAAGCCACAGUUUAUUGCCCGGCAGCUCCUCUGUUACCAUGGAAACAACGAUGAUCAUGAGCAACAUCCAGCGCAUCAUCCAGGAGAAUGAGAGGCUGAAGCAAGAGAUCUUUGAGAAGAGCAGCCGGAUUGAGGAGCAGAACGAGAAGAUCAGCGAGCUGAUUGAUCGCAACCAGAGGUACGUGGAGCAGAGCAACCUCUUGAUGGAGAAGAGGAACACUUCACUGCAAAUAAACAACGAGCACACGCAGGCAAGGGUCUUGCAUGCUGAGCAGGAGAAGCACACGCUGCCAUUGGAACAGGGCUGGGACCAGGUCAAAGUUGCCGAGGAGCUGGCCGCUGCCACAGCACAGAUCUCCCGGCUUCAGCUGGAGCUAACCGAUCACCAGAAGAAGGAGAUGGAUUUGCGCUCCCAGUUGAACACGGCCCUGAAGGAGGCAGAGGGACAAGGCACACAGCUCGACCAGCUGCAGGCUCGGCUGGCGGAUCUUCAGCAGUCAUCUGAGGAUGCCCGGAGCAGAUUCCAAGUUGAGAAGCAAAGCCGUAGGCAACUGGAUGCCAAGCUGGCAGCCCUGGAAGAAGAGCUGUCUGACCUCCGUGUGGAAAAGGAGAAUCUGGAGAAGAACCUGGCUGAGAGGAAGAAGAAAUCCCUCUUGGAGAGAGGACAGGCUGAAGAAGAAAUGGAUGAGAUUCGCAGAUCCUACCAGGAGGAGCUGGACAAGCUCCGGCAACUGCUGAAAAAGGCCCGGACAUCGACCGACCAAGUAGCUUCUGAGCAGAUUUCUCUUAUGCAGGCAGAGCUGGAAUCCCAGUGGGAAGCCAAAUGCGAGCGUAUGCUGACCUCUACCAAGGAGCAACAUGCCCGCCAGUACCAGGAGGCAUGCGAGGAGAGAGAUGCCCAGCAGCAGAAAGUGUCCCAGCUGGAAGAAAAAUUAUUGCAGCUCAAAACCACAAAGAGUUUGGAGGAUGAGAAGCUCUUGGUCUUGCAGGAGCAGCUGGAACAGCUCGAGCAUGUGAAAAACAAGUACUUAGUUUUACAGUCCCAGGUAGCUGCUCUCAAGGCCCACUAUGAGGAGCGGAUCCAGGAACUUGAAAAGCAUCAUGGGAGGCCUUCAUCUGUAGACUCCACUGAAGAGGUAAAGAAGAUCAUGAACCAGGUGUUUCAGUCCCUGCGGGGUCAGUUUGAGCUAGAGGAGCCCUACACCGGCAGAGAAGUCUUGGGCAUCGUCAUGAAUACCAUCAAGACAGUAACGCUGCAGCUGCUGGAGAGGCACGAGGAGAGGGGAGAGAGCAGCAGUGAGGAGGAUGCGCCGGGCUCUGCAGAAGAGAAAAGGGCAAGCCCCGUGGGCCCAGAUAAGGAGCCCAGGAGCCCUUCUCCACACGGACCACCACUCUCAGUGCCUUCAGUCCCCCCUGACCCUCCAGAGGAGGCAAUGGCUCAUCUCCCUUCUGUCUCUCCCGAAGGAGCCCAGGGCAGCCCAGCUGUUGCAGUAUCUGAGGCACAGGCCCUAGAAUCACAUAGAGAACAGACCUCCUCGGCCUUUAACGAGACCACAAAGCCUAAUACAAAGCUGGAAGUCCCAGAGCUCCUGGCCAGUGAGGAGGAGGGGUGCUCUAAACCGGUAGAAGCCAGUGCUGAGGAUGAAGCCUGCGCAGGAAACUCAGCUCUCACUGUGGCAGGAGCAUCAGAGCCUUCCGAGCCAGCAGUGGAUGAGGCAAAGAGCAAGGUGGAAGAACCCACGCUGGAUCCGGAGAGAGGGAGUCACCUGGUUGUUCCAAACCAGAAUGCUGAAAUCGCCACUAUGGCUGAAAAAUGUGUCUCAGCAGAAACUCAGCAAGGAGCAGCUCCCAAUCCUCCUCAAGUAGAUUCUGGCCUCCAUGAAGACCAGGGCAAUAUGUCUAAAGCUGUAACUCGACAGUCCCAUAUGUCAGGAGGGCAACCGGAAGAGGAUGAAGAUGAAGAAUUGAGCCUGAAGGGCCGGCCUCCUCCGACCCCCCUCUUUGGGGAUGAUGAUGACGAUGAUGACCUGGAUUGGCUUGGGUGAAUGACUGGACAAACAACACGGCAAGAUUUG
Messenger RNA from Euleptes europaea (tarantolino), 3786 nucleotides. It is a transcript of the gene FKBP15, whose product is annotated as FKBP prolyl isomerase family member 15. The transcript is spliced from 30 exons. The coding region runs from base 100 to 3756 and encodes 1218 amino acids. Gene Ontology annotation, molecular function: peptidyl-prolyl cis-trans isomerase activity. The record is from RefSeq and is a predicted model, not a curated record. NCBI's taxonomy places the organism in Eukaryota, Metazoa, Chordata, Lepidosauria, Squamata, Sphaerodactylidae. Gene Ontology annotation, cellular component: growth cone.